Messenger RNA from Lates calcarifer (barramundi perch), 904 nucleotides. Its product is annotated as free fatty acid receptor 2-like. Lineage: Eukaryota; Metazoa; Chordata; Actinopteri; Centropomidae. Gene Ontology annotation, biological process: G protein-coupled receptor signaling pathway; cellular response to fatty acid. Gene Ontology annotation, cellular component: plasma membrane. Gene Ontology annotation, molecular function: G protein-coupled receptor activity. The record is from RefSeq and is a predicted model, not a curated record. Bases 1 to 903 code for a protein of 300 amino acids. The transcript has a single exon.
AUGGAGGCAAUGGUGUGUGAGGCCAUCCUUUCAGUUUACAUCAUUUCCUUCCUGAUUGGCCUGCCAGCCAACCUGGUCGCUCUCUACGCCUUCAGUGUCAAGAUCCACUCCAAGCCUCUUCCAACAGACAUCCUGCUGCUCAACCUGACGCUGUCUGACCUGCUCUUCCUGAUCGUCCUUCCCUUCAAGAUGCACGAGGCAGUGUCGGGCAUGAAGUGGACUCUGCACCACUUCCUGUGCACCAUCACCACUGUCACAUUUUUCUCCACCAUCUACACCAGCUCCUUGUUGCUGAUGGCUGUCAGCGUGGUUCGGUACAUCGGAGUGGCUUUCCCUGUCGCCUUUCAUCAGCUGUGUAGACCUGUGUACGCAGUGGUGAUCAGUGCUGUUGUCUGGCUGAUCUCAGCAGCACACUGCAGCAUUGUUUUGAUCAUCCAGCACCACCCGACGCUAGCUAAAAACAACUCCAGUGUUUGUUAUGAGAACUUCACAGAGGACCAGCUGAACAUCCUCCUCUCAGUCCGUCUGGAGUUCUUCUUGGUGCUCUGCCUUAUACCUCUUGUAGUUUCUGUUUACUGCUACCUGCGCUGCAUCCUGAUCCUGUUCAGCCAGCCGAUGAUAUCCCGGAAGCAGAAGCAGAAAGCCAUCGGCAUGGCCUCAGGAACUCUGGCUGUGUUUCUCAUCUGUGUGGUGCCGUACAACGUCUCUCAUGUAGUGGGUUUCUUCCAGGGUGAGAGCCCAACAUGGAGGUACUACGCCUUGCUGCUCAGCGCCUUCAACACCUGCAUUGAUCCCAUCAUCUUCUACUUUUCCUCGUCCAAGUUUCACUGCACUGGAGAAAAGUCCAUUUUCAGGAAGUGUGGAAUCACUGUUACAGAAAGGCACGGCACACACUCCAGCUAAG